Leishmania braziliensis MHOM/BR/75/M2904 is the source of this 6144-nucleotide messenger RNA. RefSeq names its product putative protein kinase. The transcript has a single exon. Gene Ontology annotation, biological process: protein phosphorylation. The coding region runs from base 1 to 6144 and encodes 2047 amino acids. NCBI's taxonomy places the organism in Eukaryota, Euglenozoa, Kinetoplastea, Trypanosomatida, Trypanosomatidae. The record is from RefSeq and is a predicted model, not a curated record. Gene Ontology annotation, molecular function: ATP binding; protein kinase activity.
AUGCAUGUCUCUUUCUCUCCUACUCACACCGCCGCUGACGAACCCUAUGCGAAUGGGACCUCCUCGAGCCCAUCUUUGCCACCUUCAAUGCGCAUUGUAGUUGUUGCCGCCGCCGCCGCCGCUGCUGCUGCUGCACUGCUCACAGUGCCUGCCACAAGCGUCACUCAAUACGACGCGGCGGCACAUGCCUUGACAAGUAAUGGGGAUGGUGGUAGCAGCGGGUCACACACCCUCACCAACACUGGCGUAGGUAUCGUUGAUGUGCUCCUCGUUGUCGCUUGCACGCUGAUGCUGGUCACAAUUGCGCUAUUAAUCGUUGUUAUUCGCUUACUCAAGCACGUCGCAGCUGCUGCUGCAGCCCUAGGGAGCAGUGCGCCGGACAUCCGCCGCAACGACCUUCGUGCUGAAGUGCCCGUGGCGUACAGAAGUGUCGGCCUUGACGACGAUGAGAACAACAAUGCGGCCUUGCACGGCAAUAACCGUGACAGUCGUACGCAACGGGUGGAGUACGCUGAGGAGCAGCAGUCUCUGCUGCAUCGUGCACGUAGCCGUGGCGGCAGAACUGAACGUCACCACCACCGUUCUACUAGUCCCCGACACCAGGAGACUGGUCAAAACACAAUCUUGGGCUUGUUUGACGCGCUCAGCAUCCGUCUAGGUCUCUCCCCAACGGCCGCCAUUGAGGACGCUACCAGCUGUGGAAAGACAGCGGCACCGCGAAGCCGAUCAAGAAGCUAUCGAGCGGUGGACUCCGCAGUACCCAGUCUCGGGAGUUGCUCAGCGGCGCGCGGCUCGCCAGAGCUGCAGUGCCAUGCUAGUCUUUGCACCGACCCUGACGCAUUCGCCACAGUCAAGGACGAGACGGACGCCUUUCACGCGGCGCCGCAGUCCACUUGGCACAACAGCAGCUCUCUGAACCAGAGCGGUGCGGCGCGCAAGCGUGAGGAAAGUGCUGUCGCACAGGUGCCCCCACCUUCAGAACCCUCGCUUCCGCCAGCCGUAGUAGCAGCUGAAACCUCAAACGAAAGGAAGACAGCAACGCCUGCGGCUGCCAAUCACGGCGGCACCUCACCCAGCGACGACGCUCGAAUGCCAGUCUUUACUGCGACGACUCAGAAGGAUAUGGCGGUAUACAAUACCAUACGCCACUCGCGCUACCGCCUGCUGCAACGCAUAGGCCUGGGCGCCUUCUCCUCUGUCUACCUGGUUCAGCACAAGGACACUGAGAAGAAGUACGCCCUCAAGUACAUCCUGUGCAAGGGUGACCGUGAGCGACGAGCGGCGCUGCGCGAGUGCGAGGCGAUCAACUGCCUGCAAGGCCACCCGCAGGUGAUCCGUUUGGUGGACAUGUUUAUGAACUACCAAUUUCAAAGCGCGCCAACGUCGCCCAGGGCCGCAGACUCCCCUGCCAUUCCAGCGACUCUCUCUGGUCGUAGAGAACAGGCCACGGGUGAGCAGAGUUCGCGACCGCGUUCGACCGCCCAACCGCGCGCGCCGGCAGCAAUCGCGCCCUCAGUUUCUCCAGCGGCGGCGGCGGCGCAGAGUCUGUGGUCUCGUCCAUCAUCGUCCGCGGCGCCGUCGCAUGGAGAGGCAACAGCGAUCACCGCCGUUGCGAAUGCACACAGUCGGCACCGGGCACCAGACCCCGCUGCUUCAGCAGGCACAACCACCAUGCUGGUCGCGGCGCGACUCAAGGAACUGAGCGACGCCGACAUGGCGAAGUCGGCGAGCUUGACUCGCUUUGAUGGCGUGGAGGUGACGGCGACACCGCAGGCACCCAUUCGCGCGGUGGCGAUGGAGAGAUCCACUGAACACCACCCCGCAGCGCAUGAUGAAGAGGAGGAUGACAAUGUUGAUUACAGCCACGUGGAUACCGCUGCAGAAGAUGAACGCCAGCUGCAGGGGGCACUGAGCUAUCGGUAUCGCAGCCCGCACAGCACUGCAGCUCGUGGCUACGGCAGCGGGAACGGUGACGAGGAUGACGAGGAGCGCCGGUGCGUCAUACAUGGCGUGCGUCCAUCCGUCAAAGGAGCCGCCUAUGGUGCCUACAUGGCCAACGCUGACCACGCCAGUGACAGGAGAAACGCAGUCAGUACCUUCGGCGACCGCCUAGCAAGUAUCGAGGCUAGAGAUGGUGAGGAGCUCCCGCAGUUGAUUUUCAGCGCCGCUGACCGGGAGCAGCCACAACCACAAGGCAAGCAGUCCAUGCGGACGUCCUCCUCGCACGACCGGUGUCCGCUUCACAGCGUGCAGCGCACGAGUCAAAGUGGCAAUAAUGUGCAUCUUCCUGGCGCUGACGCUGCAACGUCGACAACACCGAAGGCCGACUCGUCCUCUUCUGUGUUCGCUGGAAGCGCUCACGUACUGGCGCCGCUGUACGCCGCUGCCGGUGGGGGUACUCGAGGAUGCGGGCACCCGCCUUUGCAGUCCACCUCUCACCCAUUAACGGAGGCGUCCCCCACAGCGUCGACGGCUACUCGUACUGCCUCCACCGAUGCAUCGUUGCCUGCUCGCAGCGAAGCGCAUGCCGGCCAGUCCCGCUCGUGCGGUCACGCGACUGGCGCGCCAGGUGCGGUAGUUCACAACGCGAGCAACCCGACCGCCACGAUCGAUGUUUCGGUUGGCUGCUGCACGGUGGAGGGCAUGGCCAUCACCGCGACGACGACACACAACUGCCUUCCAUCGACGGCAUGCAACGCUACUUUAAGCCGAAUCAGCGGCGCCAGUGAUGAGCAUGGCACACUGGAGUACUGCGACGGUGGCCAUGGUAUGCGCAGCAGCAGUGGCGGCACGAGAAGAAGUAAAACAAUACAGAGCGCGACCAGAGAGGUGCCAGAGCCAACGUCGCAGUCGAGCCGCGUGUCGCUGGAAGACUGCGACGUUGACGGAGUUGAUGAUGGCCGCGCCAAUGCUCAUGUGGGUAGUGAGAAGCGGCGGACAGACCGACGCUGUGAUGCCGACGCAGAGGAAACGCGAAGCUGCAAACACAAUGACGCGUGCUCUAGUGCUACCAGCUCCAGCGGUACCCAAGAAGAGCCCAUCCAGCCGAUCCACCGCAUUCUCAUGCCACUGCAGUCCCUGCAUCAGCCGCCAAAUGGAUUGACUGGUGCGCCUAGCAGCGGCGACAGUAGAGGUGCUGCGCUGCAGCUGCAGAACCGCACCUGUACGCCAGGUACAGGAAAUCUUACAGCGUACAACCUGUACGCCAACUCUCCCACCGCCACUAUCGGAGAAGCACCAGGGGUCGUCAAACCCAUGCAAGCCGCCGGCAGCGCCGAGAUUCCGCUGUCGGUGGCCGCGAACUUGCAUGACGUGGGCGGGAGCACCGUCAGCACGUUCACUCCGCCGCCGCCGCCGCAGCAGCAGCAGCAGCUCCUGCCGUCGCUUGCAGCCUCUUAUGCGCUUGCUCGUACGGCUGCCUCAUCCGCAGAUGUCAGCAGUGCCGCCUCGGGCACACUCACAGCGCAAGCCCCCAUCCGGUACAAGGACUUUGUGCCGCCUCACGCCCUCAUCACCGCCCCUCCCUCCGCAUCACGGACACCGGUGACAGCGAUGCGGGGAAACGGCGGUGUUAUUGCUAACAGCUCUGUCGAGGUGCAGGAGCACCGGCAGCCGAUCAACCGUGGCGGACGCCUCGCUCCGCCGUUAUACGGCAUCCCUGCAAGGGCAGGCUCAGGAACCACGAUCACUGGUACAUGUGGCCUGAGGCCAGACCGCCUGGCAGGUGCGUAUGGGAACCCCUACCUAGAGCGCGCCAGCGGUGGUGAGCCGGUGCCGCCGCCGCGCACGUCGUACGCCCCAGGUGGCGGGGUGCGCUACAACAGCCUCAUCGUGCCCUAUGUCGCGGCUCCGACAAAGUCGCAGACCGCAGCGAAGGGGCUUCCGGCUCAGUCUAGCAGCGCCUCUUCACCGCUGAUGCUGAGCGCAAGCGGCACCGGUGUCAGUGCCUUCGACGAGCGCAACACGGGUAGAGGACAAGGGUGGCACUCCGAGGUCACUGGAGCGGCCAGCAUCUCACAGGACUCAUACGCAUCCAUGUCUGCGUGUCAUACCGCAUGCCUCGAAGCUCCACGGCCUCUGCCGAGUGCUGCCCCAGUGGUAGCAACGGUGGUGCGAAGCACGUACGCGCCCCUUCGGCACGGAGACGUAGCGCACCCCACAGCAGCUUCACCUGCCGCGUCUAGCAUGACAAGGUCAUCUACCGCGACACUCUCACCGCCGUCCACUCCACGACAGCAGCAGCAGCAGCAACUGCCUUCAGCGGCCUACCCUGCUGCUUCGCUCAUAGCGAACAAUGGUCGUCUCAGCCUCACUGCGGUCAUUCAGGCGCCGCAUGGGGGCAAGCAAGGUGAGUGCAUGGUCUCCGAUGACAGCAAGCCGCGGGCGAACGUGUCGUCGUCUGCAACCGAUUCGGCGUUGAUGUCAGCGCACGCACCACCACCACCGCCUCCACUACGCAGUCUGGUGAGCCAGGUCAGUAGCGCAUACCUUCUUCGGGAGGCUGGCGGCUUGAACGGCGCUGGCGUAGCACCGUCUCGAGUGCGGUACACCAACGCUGGGAGCCCGAUCCCGUGGGACGCGUACAACGCGAACACAACCACGGUGAACGCUGCUGCUGCUGUUGCUGUGCUGGCGGGCUUGUCGCCCAAGGUCGAUGGGAGGGCCCCUACAGUCACCUGUACCGGGGCGGGUGACACGGGCGACAGCAAGAGUUGCACGACCACACGUACAAGCUGCAGUCACAUCUCCCUGCAAGAUGCCCGCGACACCGGCUAUCUGGGCCUCGUGAUAGAGUACCAUCCUAUGGGCGACCUCUGCCGGUACGCGCUGCGCGCCAAGCAGCAACUGGAGAUGCGGUGCCACCGUCAGCAGCAGUCCCAGCGGCGGACGCUGGGACGCAGCGGUGUCGUGAGCAUGGCCACUCCGCGAUCGACGGCCUCGCUAGUAACAGCAACGGUGGACACCAGGACGCGUACAACAGAGCGGAGCUCUACUCUGCAGCCGCAACCCACCGCUAGGAAUGCAACCGAGCGCGAUGACGGUGGCAUGGGGGCGAAUGCAGUGGAGCCGAUCUCACCGUUCUCCUGUCGCCCAUCAGUGCUCACACACGGCGGGACAGCAGCGGCAUCGUCCCUCCUCGCUGCGGCUGCAGCUGCCACAUGGACGGCGAAGGUGGCCAUGAGUCGAACGGACCUCCCCUUGGCGCUUUCGGCAGGAGUCGGCAGCGGCGGCACCAAUGGUAACGAGCACCUCGGCGACUUUGAUAACCAAUCAACAGCUGCUGUAGCAACCGAUCCCACGAGUGACAACCCCCUCACUGAGGCGCAGCUGCUCUCCAUCGCGUACCAGCUGGCCUCGGUGCUUGACCACAUGCAUCGGCAGAACCCGCCCAUUAUCCACCGUGAUUUGAAGCCCGAGAAUAUUCUGAUCAAAGGGGAGCUCAGCGACUACCUCGACGUGCCUCUCUCCGCGGCUUUGGCGAGCACCAGCAGUACGCCCUCCUCGCCUGUCCCGCUCACCAACGCCGGGGGAGCAUCGUCACAGUACGACACGGGUGAAUGCAGUGCCGUGUGCGUUGGUGGAAACAACGAUGGCUUGAAUAAGUCCUCCGUAUCUCCGCAGUCGCCGUCCUUCGCAUCCCUGGCAGCAGUCAUUGAGGACGCCGCCAACUCUUCAUGGUUGCUGCCACCGAUCCGAAUCACACGCGCGGUGGUGCCGAUCGCUCUAAUCGAUUUUGGCCUUGCAAUCAUGCAAGACACCCACAGCCGCCCACACAGUGGCCGGGGCGGUGGCACCCGUCCAUACAUCGCACCAGAGAGCUGGCAUGGUGGCACGUGCACAGCGAGUGACGUGUGGAGCCUCGGCUGUGUGCUGUACGCGCUCGCUACGUGCCGCCUCGUUGCCAAGGACGUACGGAUCAUGUCACAGGAAGCGAAGCAGGAUGGCUUUGCCUCGCGCAUGCUGAACGACAUCAUCGAAAAGAAGUACUCGCUGGCGUUUGCCAGCUUCGUCGUAUCGCUGCUUGUCGUCGACCCAGCAAAGCGACCGACGGCGGCGCAGGCGGCGCAGUGCUUCUGCAUCGUAGACAACGAAAUCCGCUUUGACCUCCGUAGUCCGUUCUUCAGCAACGUGCUCGACCUCUAA